This is a messenger RNA of Puccinia graminis f. sp. tritici CRL 75-36-700-3, 830 nucleotides long. RefSeq lists its product as uncharacterized. The transcript is spliced from 7 exons. Gene Ontology annotation, molecular function: cellulase activity. NCBI's taxonomy places the organism in Eukaryota, Fungi, Basidiomycota, Pucciniomycetes, Pucciniales, Pucciniaceae. The record is from RefSeq and is a predicted model, not a curated record. Bases 66 to 830 code for a protein of 254 amino acids. Gene Ontology annotation, biological process: polysaccharide catabolic process.
CAAAAAACGAAGUUGUUGUGCCCUCCUCAACCACCACAGAUCUGACCCGCGGUGGAAAUAAUCUGAUGCAAACGAUGGGGGAGGUCGAUGAAUCUAGCUGUCGAGGAAAUACAAUGACCUGGGAUAAGAGUAAAACUCCUUGGGAAAAGUUACAGCUCGCUCAAAACUUGAACCUCUACCAAAACAUUUGGCAAGCCAACAAAGUCUUGGACUCUGGUAUGAGUGACAUCACCUGCAGGGCCUUCAACAAAGGCUCUGUGUCCUGGAAAAAUAAGUUCCACAUGCCUUGCAGUCCUCAAGACAACAACCAGGUCAAAACAUACACCAACGUAGCUUGGGCUGGAUCUCCAGUCCCACUCAAGAGUGCUAAGAUUUUUAACACCACUUGGAACUGGAAAUUCCUCGAAGAAUCAUCAGACCUCGUUUUGGAUGUGUCGUACGAUAUCUUUUUGACCAAGGACCCUACCUGCACAAGUCAAGAUUGUGCCUCGAGGGAAGUUAUGAUUUGGUUAGGUGCACUUGGAGGGGCUAGACCCGCCGGGACACGAAGCCCAGUCAACGGCAAUCCGACCGGCACGCUCAAAGUCGGUGGGAAGUACGAAUUCCAAGUCUGGCAAGGCACUGUCAAUGUGCCCGUCAUUUCUAUCUUCCCUGCUGAGGAAGGUCGCAGAUAUACUUCCUUCAAGGCAGACUUGAAGAAAGUGCUCAAAACUCUCCAAGCGUUCGGCAUAGCUAAAGAUGAGUACAUUCUUAGCGUUGGUGCCGGAAUUGAAAUCUUCAAGGGCAAAGGAGUCUUUGCCACCUCCAGAUACACCAUCGAUCUGUACUAA